Amoebophrya sp. A120 is the source of this 8365-nucleotide messenger RNA. NCBI's taxonomy places the organism in Eukaryota, Dinophyceae, Syndiniales, Amoebophryaceae. The record is from the annotation of a GenBank genome assembly.
GAUACCUCUCGCGGGACGGGGUUCCCGGGUGAGGUAGGAAGGGGCGGUCGUUAAGAGUAGGACACCUUAGUUAGUACAUUAGAAGUUGGGCUUUAGGAUUGUUUUCCGCCUAGGUUUUCUUGUAGUCUCGAGUCUCAUCGCAUUAUUUUUCCGUUCUCAUUACACUUAGACUUACCCAGCACCUUUGGAAACGCAAACAUGAACGUGCUUCAGAACAUGCGUAUGUGGUCCGAUGCGGGCUUCACGGAGGACCAGAAGCGGAAGCAAAACGACCUGCUGGAAAAGUCGAAAGCGCAGCUUCCGAAGCUCGGCCGGGCGUUCGACUUGAAGCACGAGGAGGGUCUGAAGAACGCGUACAUUUUGAAAUCCCGAGCCAGCGAGGCUUCCACCCGCACUCCCUCCGCGCGCAGUGAGAUCAGCUCCCGCUAUCCCACGAAAAAAGUGUUACAGUUACACAUUUGUAGUCAAUUCAGCAACACAAAUUUCUCUGCAUGAGCGAGAAAACUUGUAAUGCAGAAAUCCUACGGGAAAACGCCUAUGAUACGAGGCUUCUAUGAGUAUCCGGCAUGACAGAGCUUGUCUGUCUUGCUUGGCCUGCAACGCAAUGUGUAACUGUCACACUUUUUUCUUGCGAUACCCGCCCGGCAACCUCCUCCGGUGUGAUGAGCACGCGCGCAACGACCCCCGCCGGCGUCUCGAUGAGUAUGAGCCGCGCGUCUUCUUCGAGUCCGACGAAAAUGGGAACGAGGAAUAGUGGGGCGUUCGCCAGGUCGGGCUCCAGUUCGAGAAUGCAAAGCGGAAUCAAACGAAGCACCACUGUCCAGGCUGUCGCAGUGGAGCACGAACAGUAUGUGGAGCAAAUGCAGGCCUUGGGAGUGAACACCGACACGGAUGUAAGUCGGCCCGGAACUGCGCCCGCCGGCAGUAUAUUUGGCUCUCUCAGCAUGAACGCUAACCCAUCUUCAGGAACAACUUCUUCAAUGCGCCCGGGGUCCAGCAUGAACUACAGUAGGUCCUCUAGAAUAAACAAUUACAGCACCAGUAUGACCGCGAGCCGGUCUCAGUCCGCUUCAACUCGCGGAGGCGCGUCCAGCAGUGCCGCGUCCAUGAGGUACAAUUUUGACGCAGAAACCUUGGAAAAAGCGGCGGCACGCCACGACCAGAAGCGGAAGCUGCGACUAGGCGGGCCACGGAACCCGCUUUUCGAGGGGCACUGGCAGGUGUUUAAGAAGCAGUCGGUGGUUUCUUUGGAGCGAGAAUACAAGAUCGCCAGUAAGAAAAAAGUGGAGGAACGGAAGAUCGUGCGGGAUGCGCAUUACGCGUUGGAGAGCCGCGAAAAGGGGCUGAACAUGCCUCCGGAGAUGCCGAGCACCGCCCGAGAGAUGGCGAUCGUGCGCGCGCGUCGGUGGCGCGAUGAGGUUAUGCGGCGGCGGAUCCGGGACGACGUUGCGUCAUUGUUCAACAUGAAUGAUUUGAUGCGCGACUUCGAGAAACGGGUCAAGAAGGUUCGGGAGAAACUUCUGAAGGCCCAGCUCGACCCGCAGAUAAUGAAAAUUGCGGAGGCGCUCGCCGCCGCGGUGCCCACCGCAAAUACUGCGAGUACACCAACCGCCAGCAGUGGGAAUCUCCUUCGGUUGCUCCAGGGAGACGACGACGGCAGGAACGCAGAGUUCUUGGAUUCCAUCGCUCGGCAGUGGCCGUACGGGUACAAAACGGAGCUGUUCAAGUGGCUCGGGCGGUUGUUCAAGGGCGUGAUCGCCGUGGAAACCGGCAGGAGUACUAGCCAGGACGAAAACAACAAAGCGGUCGUAAAGCAGACGAAAUCGGUCCUCAGUCUUUUGAAAGCGAAUCCGAAGCACGCGGGGCAAAUUCAGAAGCUGUUCGCGAUCAUCGACCGGCAUUUCUUGCCGAAAGAGGAGGAAUACAUCGAAGAUAUCGACGAAGAGGCGGAACUGCUGAAGAAAAAGGACUUCAAUCUCGAAGCACGGUUAGAUGUGAAGGAGAAGCAGCGCAUCGACGACAUGCUGGCGCUGAAGCUGGGCGUGCAUGCACCGAGGUGGAAGGGUUUCGGCGAGCCGAUCUACGGCAGUCCGCAGUUUUACGGCCUAGCGCCCGAGCCGGAGCCGCCGGAAGCGACGCCGGUGGUGUUGUCCGACACGAAAGAGUUCGAAAAGCGGGGCUUGGAACUAUUCCGCAGCAGACUUACCAGCUUCGGCACGGCGCAGGACGAGCGCAGAAACAACCAAGAGAAGGCGCGCGACGUGUACACGCAACUGCAGGAGGAGUCCGAUUUCUACCGAAACAGGAAAGUGCCGCCCUGCGCGUGGAACGCGAACGAGACGCUGCUGGGUUCCGUGUGGUACGUGGAUUUUCUCUGGGAGGUGCUGGAGAAAAAGUCGUUGCAACUAGAGCAAAAGAAGGAGUUCGUCCGCUUGAUUGCGCAGCAGCGUGCCAUCGCGCGACGCGACCGGGACGUAAAAUCUACGGUGGAAAACGUGGAGCUGUUCCCCGCCCGGCAAACGAUGUUGGAACCGCUCGCGAAGGGGAAAGAGGAGACGCACGAGGAGGCGCUGGAGCGGAUCCAGGUCAACGUGGACCUGCAGCGGGCGCGGACGAAAAAGCAGCUGUACCUGCAGCGGAGGCGGUGCCAGACCUCGCUGGGCCUGCUUUUCAACCGAAAGAUCGACAUGCAGGCGCUCCAGGGGUACCUGGCCCGGAACAAGUUUGGGGACGUGGACCAGUUCCUCAAGAACUUCCGCGAGUCCCACCCGAACUACCACCGUCCAGAAUCGGCGGGCGGAAGUCUCCCCGGCGCCGAGGAGUCGGUGUCGUACACGAUGGGCAAAAACAUCUACCGCAAGUUGCACGAGGGCAUGGAUCAGCUGAAAAAGUCGAAGGCCAUCCGGAAAGGAGCCGCGGGGGUAUUGCAGCGGGCGCGGAAGCGCUCCAGCAGUCGCGACGAGGAAACGACCGGGGACGAGGCAGCGGGUGAGGACGCCGCGGAUGUCGGUCCGAUCGCAAAGAAAAAGUACAUCAAAUCAAAAUUUUUUUAUUCGUGACUUUUUUCACGUGCCUUCAGGUUCAGGUUGCUAUGAUUGUAUUUGUGUCACAGGCGACGGGGCUCUGCGCUCCGUAGUUUUGUAAAAUUUCAUUGAGCCGGCGAAGGACUAACUGGCAGCGUUUUCACUACUUUCAGGCGUAGCCAGGACAAGGCUGGUGCACGGUACCUGCAGAAGUCAAGUCUCGUCGUGCCACGCGGGAUUGUGAAAGCCUUGGUGGAGAGCAAGCACUCUGUAAUGGCGAUGAUGGAUAGCGGCGAAGAGACACAUGACAUGAAGGACCACCGGCAGAAGCGGCUGCUGGCCAUGCCGAAGAGUGACCCGGUUCUGAAACAGCACCUGGAACGCGUUUUCAUGAAGGUCUUCGCGCAGGAGAUGAAGGCACGAUCGAUCGUCUUGACCGAAAAGCAAAAGUCGGGGUCUCCGUCAAGCACCGCUGAGGUACGAAGAGGAAGAAAGCGCUUAUUGUUAUUUCAACAAGAUAUGAAAUUUGAUUGGUCUCGUCUCUACUUGUUAGUUUUGCUGGCACCACGCAAUGUCUACUUCUCAACUAAAAUCAAAAUGCAAAUCAGAUCUCCACCUCCAGCAUCACUUCGAUGUUGCACCAGCUGCGGCACCUGGACGUGUCCGAGAAGCGCAUCCAGCAGUGCCAGCAGAUGGGCCUCUGCAACAGCGACUCCAUGACGUACGACGAGUGGACGCAGUUUUACAACAUGUACUGCCACUUGGAAAUUGAGGACCUGGCAGUUUUGUUCCACCAGGCUGUCCGCGCGCGCCGACUGCACUCCGCGGCCAUGCGGGCCUUGAUGGAUGACAAGCCCGACCUCGAACCGGUUCUGGACGUUAAGGGGUUCUUGGCGUUGUUGAUGCGCGGAAACAGCUGGAGCUUGCUCGGGGAGUCGUAUUUGAACGACCUUGUGGAGGCGAUUCGCGGGAUCUUCGACGAUUGCGCUCCAACUACGCACAAAGUACACGUGCUCCGCGAGGAGGAGGAGGACGAGGAGGACAUGUUGGGCGCGAACGUGAAGCUGCCGACCAGUCCGUCUUCGCCCGGUGGAGCUAGUGGUAACGUUAUGUCGUCUACAUCCCCGGCGAGCAGCACCAGGAAGACGAAUUUGCGUCUCGGUGGAGGCGCAGGGGAGGUUGAUGCCACUGAUGAGGACAACGAAGACGGCGAGGAACAACCGGAUGGUGCGUCGAAGCAACCGACCACCGGUGCGGAGUACGCAAUCUCUUCCACGAUGAACCGACCACCGGUGCUGAGCAAGCGACGAGACAGCAAAACCUUCGUGGACGAAAACACGGGCGAAGUGUUCGAGAUCGUGGAGCUGCGGACGAUCAACUUCGGGCAGUUCGCGCGCAUGUACUACUACGCGGUGAAAUCGCACGGGUUCAGUAGGGACGAAAUGUCGGAAAUCGAAGACGCUUUUGAGAAAUUCCAUGCGAAAUUCCAGCUCGAGGCAGCGGAAAUCUCGGACAAGGUGCGGAAGCAGAAAGAGAAAAUCAGGUUGCAACGCCGGUUCCAGAUGCAGAGCCAGAUCGGGCUGGAGUUCGACCCGAACGCGACCGCCUCGGAAACGGAGGCGGAGUUGGAGAUGCGCAUGCUGACGCAAGAGGAGAAGCUGGAGCGCUGGGCGGUCGAGAGCAGCGAGCGUGCGGUGCUGAUCAACGUGAAAAAGAGCAUAAGGCCCAUGCUGAAUUGGCUCGGGUUUGCGGCAGAGGAGCUCCCCGAAAAAGAGAUUGACAAGCGGUUGGCGCAGGUUGUCACGCACGUGGGUGCGCAAAACAAAUUCGGUACCGUAGACCUGGAUGGACCGAUUGACUUGAUGCGCAAGAUGCUCGCGGAGGGAACGGUAGUACCCCUUCCGAAGAAGGAAAGCGAAGCCCUGGCGACAGUUGCGGAAGAGCAAGAAGUUGAGGACAAGGCGGACGCAGGUUCGUUCUCGCUAUUUUGCUUUUGGUUUUGACUGCGUAGUUGCUCUUCGCCGCAUAAGAUUAUCUCGUGGUUAUGUGUACAACUAGGGUAAGUCUAAGUGUCGAAGUAGAAAAGCUGAAGGGAAAAUAUCUGCAUCCUCAUGAUUACAGUCUACGGUCGUCGCCCCCAAUCGGGGAACAAGCCUUCCAAGAUCCAGGAAGCCAAAUAUCUGCCACCGGAGGGCUUCUGCUGGUUCACUUUCCCGCAGACGGUUUACGCUUUGUCCUUGUUCCGGGAGUACUUCGCGCAGUCCGUUUGCGACCGGUUUAUGCAGGCGGACGUGGACGGAUCGGGCGGGGUGGACAGCGAGGAGUUGGCGAACAUAUUGUCGGUGGUAAACCAGAGCAGCGUGACGCAGGAGUUCCUGCAGGAUUUGUACACGGACAUCGGGAAGGACCUCGACGACGAGUUAACGUUAGAGGAAUUCAACGAGGUGUACAAGUUGUACCGCACGCGGGCGGGAUUUUCCAACAACGAGAUUGUCGAGUUCCACGCGGCCUUCGACAAGUUUGCCGAGCCAUUGAGUAAGUUAAAGCGAAUCGAGGAAACAAAGAAGACAAAGCUGCUGUCACUCGUCAACAAAACCGCACCGCCCGAGGGGUCUGGAAUGGCGAACGGACAUACGAACGGUGCCGGUGCUGCUUCUAACGGCGCGGCCAACGGAACCACCGCGGCAGCCGCCAGCGCGGCAAGCAGCCCCGGAGAACAAGAAGCGGCGUCAGCAAGUCCAACCUCUCCGCAACAGCCAGCUGCCGCAGUUGAGCAGACAAAGAGCCGCAGGACGACUGCCAGCUCCGGUCACCAGCAACAGCAGCAGAACAAAAAAACACCGGGCGCACGCGGCGCUGAUUCAGCGACUUCGAGCGAAGAUGACGAGCAGGUUCUGGCUGACAUGCAACAGGACCCGAAUCUUCGCGGAUCGAGAAGGAGCAGUCUGGCGACGAGCAUCAGCGCAGGCGGCGGCGAGUUUGGUGGGUCCAGACCAGGAUCGCCCUCCGGCAGGCACGUGAGCAUUAUGGACGUUCCCGGGAGUCCUCGAUCGAGAAUGAGUGGCAAAGGGGUGACCACCAGCCAAAUUUUUGGCAGCGCGUCGGGUGCGGCCUUGCUGGAUGAUGAACAGGACCAGGCCUGGAUUGACGACAUGCUGUUCGAUCCGGAGACCAUGCGCACGGUGAAGGACAACAAAAGCACAAAGCACAUGAUGAAAAUGGGCUUCAUGAAGCUCAAAUUCGCGCGCCACUUGCGGAAAGCGCUCCAGGCAAUCCGGCAAAGACCCGCACACCUGCAGCACGGCGGGUUGCAGCAGGCGCGGCACGAUGAGCGCGACCGGGGGAACAUUCAAAAUAAGCAGGUGCUGUUUCUUGCGGUUUCGCAACUCGACAAGGUGUUCCGGUGGCUGGGCUACGACGCGAUGCCGGACUAUUUGAUCCGAAAAUCGGCGGAACUGGGGAUCGACUUCGCGGUGGACCGGUAUGACUUCCUGAAAAUCGCAAAAGCGGUGAAGGACGUGAUGCACAUGUCCUUCUCCUUCCGCUGGGCCCAAAUAUCCCACCUGAACCCCUUGGACAACCAACGGUAUUGCACCUUCGCCAGCUUGACGUCGAUGUUGAAGGGGUUGGGUUACGCGACGUCAGUGGCCAUGGCCAAUCGGGCGGCGCUGGAAACAUGUACAAGCAACGAACAGACUUUCAUAUUCCAGAUUUUCUUUGUUGAAAUUGAAUUUUCAUCAUCUCAAGUUUUGUUUAUGAUUUUCAAAAUAAAAAUGAAACGCAAAAAAUAAAACGAGGUCCCGCUCUGGAUUGGAUUCUGAACCGCGAGAACAUCGACCCCGGCACCCUUGCCAUGAUGACGGUGAGCGAACCCAUCGCGUGGCCCACUGACUUGAGCAUGGUCCAAAAUGAGGAGACGCGAAAGAUGCUAAAGACGAGGCAGCGCGUUACCCAGCAACGCGCGCAACUAUUGAAGAACCGCCGGAGCAGCAGCAGUAGUGCCAGUUUGGGCUCGCAUGACUCUAUGCCAGUCGCAGCAGCCGCAGCUGUUCCGGUAGAGUUAGCAGACCGAGUAGACGGUGAAGAUUCAUUUGACGUCGAUCGGCAAGUCACCGAGGAGGUGGAUGACGAAAACGAAAUUCCAGCCCAUCUGCCGGUCUUUGACCCGCGCGCGACCGCAACGUCUGUGAACUUCGAUCCGGUGAGCACGAAGCAGGAUUUGUUCGAGACGGUGUUGAAAGACAAGUGGAUGUCGGAAAAGCAGUGCCGAGACGCGUGCAGCGCCGCACGAAGAAUGGCGAAAGAGAACUACCAAAAGUACAGCGGGUUCUCGGACGUGGAAGUACUGGAAUUCAAGCAGCAGUUCAUGCGGCACGCGGUGCGGGUGAGCGACUUGACCGAGGACCGGGCGCUCUUCGGGUUCGGCCUCCGGAAGGUGCUGCUGGACCUGUUCCCGGAUGCCACGCGAGACCCCGCGGUACACGCACUCAUGGCGGAUGUGCUCGAUGCGGUGGACCGGGACCGGUCGGGAACCAUCGACUUCGCUGAGUACCUGCAAAUCAUGCGGGUACACACGGACGCGAAACAGAAUCUGUUGUAGGAGGAUGUGGAUGAAAUCAUGUUGCGUUCGUGAUGGUGAUGGAAUCGGGAAAAAAACUCACGUUGAGCAUGAGGCACAGAAGUAAAUGAAAUCGCUACCGAGGUGUACUAAGUUUUUCAUGCAAGAAGAUGAAUAGAUGAUAGAACAUACAAGGAGUACAUGUGGAAGUACCGAUGUUAAUCGAUGUGAUUUCAGAAUUUCAGUUUCGACUAAAGUUUCAUUUAUCAAAAGUCAAGCGUUCUCUGUAUGCGAGUUUCAUCUUAGAUUCAGUUUCCUGUAAUGUAGUUUUACGAAAAUAUGCACAAUGCGAUCGAAAUACACGUAAUCGUAAUACUAGUUGUGUCAAGAACUGUAUAAAAUUUUUGUGAUGUUUGGUCAUAUUCAUAAACUGUUUUGUUGUCGUUUGUGGUGCUUGUUGUACUUAGGUUUGUGUAUCAUACUGCUUUCCCUGGGACUUCUGUAGAUCGUCGCACUUUUUUCUGUACACUAGAGCGAUUUGCACGCUCCGCGUUAGCGCGUAAUAUCAUUUGUAAAAUUCAAAAUACAACGAGGAGGAGGAGGACGCAGAUGAGAUCCAUUUGAAGGAUCAGUAAAGCCUCAAAUAAGCCAAACUUGCAGUUGCGCUUUGGCAGUUCUAUCGGAUGUCAACAUAGAGAUACUAGUGCGACGAGGAGCGAAUGCGAAACGGGAGCACUUCACGGAGUGAAUAGGUACAGACGCACUUGGAUCUUGGAGUGCGUGG